Messenger RNA from Cladophialophora yegresii CBS 114405, 1413 nucleotides. Its product is annotated as CMGC/CDK protein kinase. Gene Ontology annotation, biological process: regulation of mitotic cell cycle; protein phosphorylation. The transcript is spliced from 2 exons. The coding region runs from base 1 to 1413 and encodes 470 amino acids. The record is from RefSeq and is a predicted model, not a curated record. Gene Ontology annotation, cellular component: nucleus. Gene Ontology annotation, molecular function: ATP binding; cyclin-dependent protein serine/threonine kinase activity. NCBI's taxonomy places the organism in Eukaryota, Fungi, Ascomycota, Eurotiomycetes, Chaetothyriales, Herpotrichiellaceae.
AUGGCCUCGAGAUCUUCGAAAUGGACAUCUGCAGAUGACGACCAAGAAUCAGCAGCGGCCCUCGCGCAGCGGAAGAAACAGAAGGAGGAGAGAAGAAGACUCAAGGAAGAGAGAGCCAGGAAUGCAACAAAGCAGCUAGCCCCUUCCGCUGACGCCGCCGGCAGCGAUGGACGGCCUAGCAAGCGCCAACGAACAUCGCCCGAACAAGGAGAAACACUCCCGGCGAACGACCAAAGCAGCGUAGAAGAAGGCGCCAACAUCCUCCAGUUUCCCCAUCGACAGUUCGGUCCCUGCGCCCACGUCGACCAGUUCGAACUCCUCAACAACAUCGAGGAAGGUUCGUACGGCGUGGUCUCGCGAGCCCGGCGAAAGACGACCGGCACCCUUGUGGCCCUGAAGAAGUUGAAGAUGGAGCACACGAGCGACGGCUUCCCCGUGACGGGGCUCCGCGAGAUCCAAACGCUCCGGGCGUGUCGACACGCCAACAUUGUCGAGCUGCAGGAAGUCGUCAUGGGCGACGGCGACGGGUCGCUAAAAGAUGUCAAUGUCUACCUCGUUAUGGAGUUCCUCGAACACGACCUCGCGACCCUGCUGGGCGACAUGGCGGAGCCGUUCCUGCCGUCCGAGAUCAAGACGCUGACCCUCCAGAUCGUGGCGGGCGUGGAAUACCUGCACCGGAACUGGAUCCUGCAUCGCGACCUGAAGACCUCGAACCUGCUGCUGAACAACCGCGGCGAGGUCAAGCUUGCGGAUUUCGGUAUGGCAAGAUACACAUCGCGCCCGCCGCCGCCGAAGCUGACCCAGCUGGUCGUCACGUUGUGGUACCGUGCCCCCGAACUGCUGCUCGGCGCCGAGGACUACCAUUUCGAGAUCGACAUCUGGAGCGUUGGCUGUAUCUUUGCCGAGCUGGUCACCAAGGAACCCUUAUUUCGGGGCAAUAACGAGGUCGGCCAGCUGUCCUCGAUUUUUGGCAUGUUGGGCCCGCCCACCAAGCACACCUGGCCGGGAUACCAGUCCCUGCCGAACGCGAAGGCGCUGCAUCCGCUGCUGUCCAACGCCAACGCGAAAGCCAAUGCCACAACAACGACCCUCACCGCAUCGAAGUUCCCGUAUCUCUCCACGUCCGGGCUCCGGCUACUCUCGGCCAUGCUCAGCCUCAGCCCGACGUCACGGCCUUCUGCAGCAGAAGUCCUCAACCACGCUUACUUCAAAGAAGACCCACGGCCGAAAGCAAAGGAGAUGUUCCCCACGUUUCCGAGCACGGCGAACCAGGAGAAGCGCCGACGGAGAGAAACGCCACAGGCGCCAAUCAGAGGGGACGCGCCCAAACUGGAUGAACAGGAUCUGAAGGGACUCUUCGUGGGACAGGCUGAGGAGGAGCAGGGGGCUGGCUUUGCGCUGAGGUUGGGAUAG